Humulus lupulus (European hop) is the source of this 1513-nucleotide messenger RNA. RefSeq names its product acetylornithine deacetylase. NCBI's taxonomy places the organism in Eukaryota, Viridiplantae, Streptophyta, Magnoliopsida, Rosales, Cannabaceae. The record is from RefSeq and is a predicted model, not a curated record. The coding region runs from base 67 to 1383 and encodes 438 amino acids. Gene Ontology annotation, molecular function: hydrolase activity. The transcript has 10 exons.
AUCCCUUUAUUUUAAUUUUCAAGCUAUUUCGGUUUCCUCUCAAUACUCUCUAUCUCAAUCUCAACAAUGGCUACGUCUUGCGACGUGAAAGAAACGCUAGGCGACCUUAACAGAGAUACGUUUGUGCCACUCCUUUCGAAGCUCAUUGGGGAGUCAAAGUACGUCCAAAACAACCCACCUGAACUGAUCCCAGAGGAGGAUCGUAUAGUGAAGCAUGUACUCGAUUCUCUCCUCCCUUAUAGCACCACCACCGGUGGCGGCCCUCUUAUCAUCAACCACGUUACAUAUUUUCCCGGUAGAGGAAACCUCGUCAUCGAGUACCCUGGAACCGAACCAGGGAAGAUUUUGUCCUUCGUGGGUUGUCACAUGGACGUGGUCACUGCCAAUCCCAACGACUGGGAAUUUGAUCCUUUCUCAUUAGGCAUUUGUGGGGAUGAACUCCGUGGGCGUGGUACUACUGAUUGUUUAGGACAUGUUGCACUUGUAACUGAGCUGAUGAAGAAGCUUGGGGAAACAAAGCCGAAAUUGAAGUCAACUGUAGUUGUAGUACUAAUAGCAAAUGAAGAGAAUUCUUCCAUCACAGGGGUUGGUGUGGAUGCUCUAGUGAAAGAUGGCCUACUCAAUAAGCUGAAAGAUGGUCCUCUGUUUUGGAUUGACACAGCAGAUAAACAACCUUGCAUUGGUACUGGUGGUAUGCUACCUUGGAAGCUUCAUGUGACCGGGAAGCUUUUUCACAGUGGUUUAGCACACAAGGCUAUAAACCCCUUGGAAUUAGCCAUGGAUGCUCUGAAAGAAAUCCAAACACGGUUUUAUAGGGAUUUCCCUCCCCAUGCUAAAGAGCAGGUUUAUGGGUUCGCAACACCUUCAACCAUGAAACCAACACAAUGGAGUUAUCCUGGAGGUGGAAUCAAUCAAAUUCCAGCUGAGUGUACAGUUGCAGGAGACGUUAGGUUAACUCCCUUUUACAAUGUUAAGGAUGUAAUGGAUAAACUACAAGAAUAUGUGGACGACUUGAAUGAAAAUAUAGAAAAACUGGAGUGCAGGGGUCCAGUUUCAAAGUAUGUCCUAGCAGAUGAAAACCUUAGGGGAAGCCUUGCUAUAAGUUUUGACGAGGCAAUGUCUGGAGUUGCUUGUGAUCUCAACUCUCGUGGAUUUCAUGUGCUUUGUAAAGCAACUGAAGACAUAGUUGGGCAUGUAAAGCCUUACUCUAUUACUGGAAGUCUACCACUAAUUCGAGAGCUGCAGGAAGAAGGCUUUGAUGUUCAAACCGCUGGCUAUGGCUUAAUGAAAACAUACCAUGCCAAAAAUGAGUACUGCCUGUUUUCUGAUAUGUCCCAAGGCUACCGUGUAUUCGCCAGCAUUAUCGCUCAAUUGGAAGAUUAAUACUGCCAAAUAAUGGGAACUUCCUGAAAUCCUCCCUUUGGAGAUAAACUACGCUAAAUAAUGAUAUAAACUCUGAUGAUGUAAAAGGUUUGUGUUUUGUAGUGGAAAUUUACUCAUGUUUUAAUCCUCA